UCUCUCUGUGUGUAACAGAGAGAGGGAGAGAGAGAGCGAGGAAAGGAGAGGAGGAGGAGGAGGGGGGGAAGCUUUAAAUAAAGCCUUUGGAUUGCAGCUGCUUAUUUUGGGCAGUCCUACCAGGGACGAUUCCUGCCAGGAAAGAAGCUGGACCGGUCUUUUUUAUUUUGAUUUUGAUUUUUGGGGGUGGCGGUGGUGUAUUGCCGAGCCGCCUGCUGAGAUGAGCUCCGGUGCCUGGCCGUAGUUGCCCACUUUGGGAUCGCUGGACACAUAAGUGGCAUUUCGGUGGGGAAGCCUGCAGACAUGUGAGAAUGGCUGGACCAUUGCAGUGGUGCACUGAUUUUUGUGGAUGGUGAACACAAAAAGGGGACUGAGAAGACACCACCUGAGUUAUUCUGACACAUGACUUGAGUGCUUUCUAUUCUUAGACAAAUGAGGAUCUGAAUUAUUUCAGCUCGUGAAUCAAAAAGUGUAAUGAAGCCAGAGUCUUGCAAAACUCCUUUAGUAGCAUAAACGAAUGAAUAUAAUUGAGGUAGACUGAGAAUAACACAUGUCCAGGUUAAAACUGUAUCCUACAAGAAGUAUUUGAUGGAUUAUUCCUAGAUAUUUCUCAGAAGGUAAAUACAAAAAAUUAUUCCAUUCUGACCACUACACGGACGUCAUUAUUUUAAUGUUGGAUACUCAGACGAGAGUGCCAUGGAUGUAAAAGAAAGGAAACCGUAUCGGUCUCUGACUCGGCGCCGCGAUACCGAGCGCCGCUACACCAGUUCCUCAGCAGAGAGUGAGGACAGCAAGGUUCCCCAGAAGUCCUACAGCUCCAGCGAGACCCUGAAGGCUUAUGAUCAAGACUCCAGGUUGACCUACAGCAAUCGGGUCAAAGACAUGGUGCACCAGGAGGCUGAUGAAUUCUGCAGAGCAGGAGCCAACUUCUCCUUGAGAGAGCUGGGUCUUGAAGACGUGACUCCCACACAUGGGACUUUGUACCGGACUGAUAUCGGGCUGCCUCACUGCGGCUACUCCAUCAGCACCGGCUCGGAUGCCGACACGGAGGCAGACGUGGUUAUGUCACCCGAGCACCCCGUGAGGCUUUGGGGACGCAACACCAAGUCUGGGCGCAGCUCCUGCUUAUCGAGCCGGGCCAACUCCAACCUCACCCUCACCGACACAGAGCACGAGAAUACCGAAACUGGUCCCCCCUUGCCUUGUUCGUCCGCCUCCUCCACCCCCCCUGAGCACUCCCCUUCUCCCCCUCCCUCGCCGCCCGCCAAUGAAGGCCCCGGGCUGUUGCGGGGCAACGGCGCGGCCCAGCCGGCCGCGGACUCUGACUCUGAGGAAGAGUUUAUCCCAAAUUCCUUCUUAGUUAAAAGUGGCUCUGGAAACCUCUGUGUCGCCGCCAACGAUCAUCCUCCAAAUCUUCAAAACCAUUCGAGACUCAGAACUCCACCGCCUCCGAUAUCCCAUGCUCACACCCCAAAUCAACAUCACGCUGCCUCCAUCAAUUCCCUGAACAGAGGGAACUUCACUCCUCGCAGCAACCCGAGCCCAGCUCCCACAGACCACUCUCUUUCUGGAGAACAACCAGCCAGCACUCAAGAACCAGCCCAUGCUCAGGACAACUGGUUACUUAACAGCAACAUCCCACUGGAGACUAGAAACAUAGCAAAGCAGACAUUCCUAGAGACAUUGCAGGACAACCUCAUUGAGAUGGACAUUCUCACCUCCUCCCGACAUGACGGUGCUUACAAUGAUGGGCACUUCCUGUUUAAACCUGGAGGCACUUCUCCCCUUUUUUGUACCACGUCGCCGGGAUAUCCCCUGACGUCCAGCACUGUGUACUCACCUCCCCCUAGGCCCCUUCCUAGAAGUACCUUCUCUAGGCCUGCCUUUAACCUGAAGAAACCCUAUAAGUACUGUAACUGGAAAUGCGCAGCCCUGAGUGCCAUUGUCAUCUCAGUCACACUGGUGAUCCUCCUGGCGUAUUUCAUAGCCAUGCACCUGUUUGGCCUAAACUGGCACCUGCAGCCGAUGGAAGGGCAGAUGUAUGAAAUCACGGAAGACACGGCCAGCAGUUGGCCAGUGCCAACGGACGUCUCCUUAUAUCCUUCGGGGGGCACAGGGUUAGAGUUACCUGACAGGAAAGGCAAAGGAACCAGUGAAGGAAAGCCCAGUAGUUUCUUUCCAGACGACAGUUUUAUAGACUCUGGAGAAAUCGAUGUUGGCAGGCGAGCCACACAGAAGAUCCCUCCUGGUAUCUUUUGGAGAUCUCAGGUGUUCAUCGACCACCCAGUGCAUCUGAAAUUCAAUGUGUCCUUAGGAAAGGCCGCUCUGGUUGGCAUCUAUGGCAGAAAAGGCCUUCCACCAUCACAUACACAGUUUGACUUUGUCGAGCUCCUUGAUGGAAGACGCCUGCUAACGCAGGAGGCAAGAAGCCUAGAAGGACCUCAGCGGCAGCACAGAGCCUUUGUGCCCUUGUCCAGCCACGAGACGGGGUUUAUCCAGUAUUUGGAUUCAGGCAUAUGGCAUUUAGCCUUCUACAAUGAUGGCAAGGAGUCGGAAGUGGUUUCUUUUCUUACGACUGCUAUUGAAUCCGUGGAUAAUUGCCCCAGUAAUUGCUACGGGAAUGGAGACUGCGUGUCUGGGACCUGCCAUUGCUUCCUUGGCUUUCUGGGCCCUGACUGUGGCAGAGCGUCCUGCCCCGUGCUGUGCAGUGGAAAUGGGCAGUACAUGAAAGGGAGGUGCUUGUGCCACAGCGGCUGGAAAGGAGCAGAAUGUGAUGUCCCCACGAACCAGUGCAUCGACGUCACCUGCAACAACCACGGCACGUGCAUCAUGGGGACCUGCAUCUGCAACCCGGGAUACAAGGGCGAGAGCUGCGAGGAAGUGGAUUGCAUGGAUCCUACCUGCUCGGGACGAGGCGUGUGUGUGCGCGGAGAAUGCCACUGUUCAGUCGGCUGGGGAGGAACAAACUGUGAGACCCCACGAGCCACUUGUCUGGACCAAUGCUCUGGCCAUGGGACCUUCCUCCCCGACACUGGGCUCUGCAGCUGCGAUCCCAACUGGACCGGACACGAUUGCUCAAUCGAGAUUUGUGCAGCGGACUGCGGAGGACAUGGCAUUUGUGUCGGAGGCACCUGCCGCUGCGAGGAGGGAUGGAUGGGCACAGCCUGUGAUCAGCGAGCGUGUCACCCACGCUGCAAUGAGCACGGGACAUGCCGGGAUGGCAAGUGUGAAUGCAGCCCGGGCUGGAACGGAGAGCACUGCACUAUUGAGGGAUGCCCUGGCUUGUGCAACGGCAACGGCAGGUGCACUCUGGACAUGAACGGCUGGCACUGCGUCUGCCAGCUGGGCUGGCGAGGAGCGGGCUGUGACACCUCCAUGGAGACGGCGUGCGGCGACGGCAAGGACAACGACGGAGACGGCCUGGUGGAUUGCAUGGACCCAGACUGCUGCUUGCAGCCCCUGUGCCACGUCAACGCGCUGUGCCUGGGCUCCCCAGACCCCCUGGAUAUCAUCCAGGAGACACAAGCCCCCGUCUCCCAGCAGAGUUUGCAUUCAUUCUAUGAUCGGAUCAAGUUCCUGAUCGGCAAGGACAGCACUCACAUCAUCCCGGGAGACAAUCCCUUUGAAGGAGGACAUGCAUGUGUGAUUCGAGGCCAGGUGAUGACAGCAGACGGGACCCCUCUGGUUGGAGUCAACAUCAGCUUUGUCAACAAUCCUCUUUUUGGGUACACGAUCAGCAGACAGGACGGCAGCUUCGAUCUUGUUACCAUCGGCGGGAUCUCCAUUAUCCUGCACUUCGAGCGGGCUCCCUUCAUCACGCAGGAGCACACGCUGUGGCUGCCCUGGGAUCGCUUCUUCGUCAUGGAAACCAUCGUCAUGAGGCACGAGGAGAAUGAGAUCCCCAGCUGUGAUCUCAGUAACUUUGCUCGGCCCAACCCCGUGGUCUCGCCAUCCCCGCUGACAGCUUUUGCGAGUUCCUGCUCAGAGAAAGGCCCUAUCGUUCCUGAAAUCCAGGCUCUACAGGAGGAGAUUAACGUUUCCGGUAGUAAAAUAAAAGUGAGUUACCUGAGCAGUCGCACAGCUGGCUACAAAUCAGUCCUGAGGAUCAGCAUGACCCACCCCACCAUCCCCUUCAACCUCAUGAAAGUCCACCUCAUGGUGGCCGUCGAGGGGCGCCUCUUCAGAAAGUGGUUUGCAGCUGCUCCAGACCUGUCCUAUUAUUUCAUCUGGGAUAAGACAGACGUCUACAGCCAGAAGGUGUAUGGGCUUUCGGAAGCUUUUGUUUCAGUGGGUUAUGAGUAUGAAUCCUGUCCUGACUUGAUCCUGUGGGAGAAGAGGACGGCUGUGCUUCAAGGCUAUGAAAUUGACGCUUCCAAACUUGGAGGAUGGUCCCUGGACAAGCACCAUGCCCUCAACAUACAAAGUGGCAUCUUGCACAAAGGAAAUGGGGAAAACCAGUUUAUUUCCCAGCAGCCGCCUGUAAUUGGAAGUAUUAUGGGCAAUGGCCGUAGACGUAGCAUUUCUUGUCCAAGCUGCAAUGGGCUUGCAGAUGGGAACAAGCUCCUGGCUCCUGUUGCCCUAACAUGUGGGUCUGAUGGAAGUCUUUACGUCGGAGAUUUCAACUACAUCCGAAGAAUCUUUCCCUCUGGCAAUGUCACCAACAUACUGGAGUUAAGAAAUAAAGAUUUCAGACAUAGCCACAGCCCAGCUCAUAAGUAUUACUUGACCACAGAUCCAAUCACCGGCUCCAUCUACCUCUCUGACACCAACAGCCGACGUAUCUACAAAAUCAAGUCAACCACAUCAGUGAAGGACAUUGUGAAGAAUUCAGAGGUGUUGGCUGGAACCGGAGAUCAGUGCCUCCCGUUCGACGAUACCCGCUGCGGAGACGGAGGCAAAGGCACCGACGCUACCCUUACAAAUCCCAGGGGCAUCACUGUGGACAAGUUUGGGCUGAUUUACUUUGUGGAUGGCACAAUGAUCAGGCGGAUUGAUCAGAAUGGGAUCAUCUCAACAGUGCUGGGUUCCAAUGACUUGACAUCUGCUCGGCCUCUCAGCUGUGACUCUGUCAUGGACAUUUCUCAGGUUCGUCUCGAAUGGCCCACAGAUCUGGCAGUCAACCCGAUGGAUAAUUCGCUCUACGUGCUCGACAACAACGUUGUGUUGCAGAUUUCUGAGAACCACCAAGUGCGCAUAGUGGCGGGGAGGCCCAUGCACUGCCAGGUGCCGGGGAUGGAUCACUUUCUUCUGAGCAAGGUGGCAAUCCACGCCACCCUGGAGUCUGCUACCGCCCUGGCCGUCUCCCAUAACGGGGUGUUGUACAUUGCUGAAACCGAUGAGAAAAAGAUCAACCGCAUCAGGCAGGUCACCACCAACGGAGAGAUUUCUCUCGUGGCUGGUGCACCCAGCAGCUGUGACUGCAAGAACGACGCUAACUGUGACUGCUUCUCGGGGGACGAUGGCUAUGCCAAGGAUGCCAAGCUCAACGCGCCGUCCUCCCUUGCAGUGUGUGCAGACGGGGAGCUGUACGUCGCCGACCUUGGAAACAUCCGAAUACGCUUUAUUCGGAAGAACAAACCAUUCCUCAACACGCAAAAUAUGUAUGAGUUAUCCUCGCCCAUAGACCAGGAACUCUACUUGUUUGACACCAGUGGUAAGCACCUUUAUACUCAGAGCCUUACCACCGGAGAUUAUCUUUACAAUUUUACUUACUCUGGGGAUGGAGAUAUAACCCUGAUCACUGACAACAACGGCAACUUAGUCAACAUCCGGAGAGAUUCCACGGGGAUGCCCCUCUGGCUGGUCGUGCCUGAUGGCCAAGUCUACUGGGUGACAAUCGGUACCAACAGCGCUCUCAAGAGUGUAACCACGCAGGGGCAUGAAGUGGCCAUGAUGACUUACCACGGCAACUCUGGUCUCCUUGCCACCAAAAGCAAUGAAAAUGGCUGGACAACAUUUUAUGAGUACGACAGCUUCGGCCGCCUGACCAACGUCACCUUCCCCACUGGCCAAGUGAGCAGCUUCCGCAGCGACACCGACAGCUCCGUGCACGUCCAGGUGGAAACCUCCAGCAAGGACGACGUGACAAUAACGACCAACUUGUCGGCGUCAGGAGCCUUCUACACCCUGCUCCAAGAUCAAGUCCGAAACAGCUACUACAUCGGCGCCGACGGCUCUCUCAGGCUGAUGCUUGCCAAUGGCAUGGAGGUGGCCCUGCAGACCGAGCCACAUCUGCUGGCCGGCACCGUCAACCCCACGGUGGGCAAGAGGAACGUCACCCUGCCCAUCGACAACGGCCUCAACCUCGUGGAGUGGAGGCAGAGGAAGGAGCAAGCGAGAGGGCAGGUCACCGUCUUCGGACGUCGGCUGAGGGUCCACAACAGAAACCUGCUGUCCCUCGACUUCGAUCGUGUGACAAGAACAGAGAAGAUCUAUGAUGAUCACCGCAAGUUCACGCUCCGCAUCCUCUACGACCAGGCGGGGAGGCCCAGCCUCUGGUCACCCAGCAGCAGAUUGAAUGGGGUCAACGUCACCUAUUCCCCAGGAGGACACAUCGCGGGGAUCCAGCGGGGCACAAUGUCAGAGAGGAUGGAGUAUGAUCAGUCUGGCAGGAUUACAUCCAGGAUCUUUGCUGAUGGCAAAUCUUGGAGCUACACUUACCUGGAGAAGUCCAUGGUGCUGCUCCUUCACAGCCAGAGGCAGUACAUCUUCGAGUUUGAUAAGAAUGACCGGUUGUCGUCUGUGACCAUGCCCAAUGUUGCCCGGCAGACUUUAGAAACCAUCCGUUCCAUCGGCUACUACAGGAACAUCUACCGACCCCCAGAAGGCAACGCCUCAGUAAUUCAGGAUUUCACAGAGGAUGAGCAGCUGCUCCACACUUUGUACUUGGGGACAGGGAGACGUGUCAUCUACAAGUAUGGAAAGUUGUCCAAGUUGGCGGAGAUGCUCUACGACACCACAAAGAUCAGUUUCACCUAUGAUGAAACUGCUGGCAUGCUGAAGACGAUAAACUUGCAGAAUGAAGGGUUCACGUGUACGAUCAGGUACAGACAGAUAGGGCCCCUCAUUGACCGGCAGAUUUUCCGCUUCACUGAGGAAGGCAUGGUGAAUGCACGCUUUGACUAUAAUUAUGACAACAGCUUUCGGGUGACCAGCAUGCAAGCAGUCAUCAACGAGACACCUUUACCUAUCGAUCUCUACAGGUACGAUGACGUAUCAGGCAAAACUGAGCAAUUUGGUAAAUUCGGAGUCAUUUACUAUGACAUCAACCAGAUUAUCACCACCGCUGUCAUGACUCACACCAAACAUUUCGAUGCCUAUGGCAGGAUGAAGGAGGUCCAGUACGAGAUAUUUCGGUCGCUCAUGUACUGGAUGACCGUGCAGUACGACAACAUGGGGAGAGUUGUAAAGAAAGAGUUGAAGGUUGGCCCUUAUGCAAACACCACCAGGUACUCCUAUGAGUAUGAUGCCGAUGGCCAGCUGCAGACAGUGUCUAUCAACGACAAACCACUCUGGCGUUACAGCUAUGACCUAAAUGGAAACCUCCAUUUGCUGAGUCCGGGGAAUAGCGCCCGCCUUACCCCACUCAGGUACGACCUCAGGGAUAGGAUUACUAGACUGGGGGAUGUGCAGUACAAAAUGGACGAGGAUGGCUUCCUGAAGCAAAGAGGCAAUGAUAUUUUUGAAUACAAUUCAGCUGGCCUGCUCAUCAAAGCCUACAACAAAGCUAGUGGGUGGAGCGUGAAAUACCGCUACGAUGGCCUAGGAAGGAGAGUUUCUAGCAAAACCAGCCAUGGCCACCACUUGCAGUUCUUCUACGCAGACCUGACCAACCCAACCAAGGUCACCCAUCUGUACAACCACUCGAGCUCCGAGAUCACGUCCCUCUAUUAUGACCUCCAAGGCCACCUCUUUGCAAUGGAGCUCAGCAGCGGCGAUGAAUUCUACAUAGCCUGCGAUAACAUCGGCACUCCUCUGGCUGUCUUCAGUGGGACUGGCUUAAUGAUUAAACAGAUAUUAUACACAGCAUAUGGGGAGAUCUAUAUGGACACCAAUCCCAACUUCCAGAUCAUCAUCGGCUACCACGGAGGACUGUACGACCCCCUCACAAAGCUUAUCCACAUGGGACGGAGAGACUACGAUGUGCUAGCAGGUCGAUGGACGAGUCCGGACCAUGAUAUGUGGAAGCACCUGAGCAGCAAUAACAUAAUGCCUUUCAACCUGUAUAUGUUCAAAAACAACAACCCCAUUAGCAACUCUCAGGAUAUCAAAUGUUAUAUGACAGAUGUCAACAGUUGGCUCCUCACCUUUGGGUUCCAGCUACACAACGUCAUCCCCGGCUACCCCAAGCCAGACAUGGACGCCAUGGAGCCAUCCUAUGAGCUUAUCCACACGCAGAUGAAAACCCAAGAAUGGGACAACAGCAAGUCAAUUUUGGGGGUCCAAUGUGAAGUGCAGAAGCAGCUGAAGGCCUUUGUCACCCUUGAGCGCUUUGAACGGAUCUACAGCUCCAGCAUCGCCGGGUGCCGGCACGUCAAGAAGAACAAGAACUUUGCCUCCGGAGGCUCCAUCUUCGGCAAAGGCGUCAAGUUCGCCAUGAAGGACGGGCGUGUGGCCACCGACAUUAUCAGUGUGGCCAACGAGGAUGGGCGGAGGAUCGCAGCCAUCCUGAACAACGCCCAUUACCUGGAGAACUUGCACUUCACCAUCGACGGGGUGGACACGCACUACUUCAUCAAGCAAGGGCCGUCGGAGGGCGACCUGUCCAUCUUGGGCCUCAGCGGCGGGCGGAGGACCCUGGAGAACGGCGUGAACGUCACGGUGUCCCAGAUCAACACAGUGCUGGGUGGAAGGACUAGACGUUACACGGACAUCCAGCUCCAGUACGGCGCGCUGUGCCUGAACACUCGCUACGGGACCACCUUGGACGAGGAGAAGGCCCGCGUCCUGGAGCUGGCCCGCCAGCGCGCCGUCGCCCAAGCUUGGGCCCGAGAACAGCAGAGACUGCGGGAUGGGGAGGAGGGUAUUCGCUCGUGGACAGAAGGGGAGAAGCAACAAGUGCUAAACACAGGCCGGGUACAGGGCUACGACGGCUAUUUUGUGAUCUCAGUGGAGCAGUACCCAGAACUCUCAGACAGCGCCAACAACAUCCACUUCAUGAGACAGAGCGAGAUGGGCAGAAGGUGACAGAGAGGGUCCAUACGGUGACUUCUUGCCAAAGACAGCUACUCUUUUGUGGCCACUUACCUGACUGUGUUGUACUCAAUCCUUUUUCUAAACUGAACAAGGUGGGGGGGAGGAAAAUAGAAAGAGAAGGAAUAAUAUGGUUGCACUGUAACUCAUGCAACAUCCUUUUUUUCCCCUUUAAUUUGGCCUUCACACGUUUUUUGCAAUGAACAGAAGGUAUAUUUUGCCGUAGUGUGAUCACAGUGACAUUUACUGUCUCUUGUCCUUUUUUUUUUUCCCCUUUGUGAGGAAUUUGAAGUGGGGAGUCGUCAACGUACGUCCGUAGGUGUGAAGUGCGAAAUGGGUGUCUGUGCUAACUUGUGUCAUCCUAACCCUUUCUGGUUUGGGGCAGGGACAGAUAGCCUUCCACCCAAAAAAUGGGGAGCCCACGGCGUGCCUGGAGAGCUCUUCCUGGGAAGAAAGGAAAAGGAAGACGACACUGAUUCCUUAACGCCGAAAGCGACCGACCGUCCGAAUCAUGUGCCUCAAAAGAGACCUUACAAGUAGUUUUCACGUUUCACUUGGGACUUAAAGUGUUUUUUGGGGGCUCCUGCUGAGCAGAAGUAGAUUAUAGAGGCAAAGGAGCUGAUUAUAUUAACUUGCAAGAUGAUUCUCUUCCUUCCUGAACUGGAAUAAAAAAAGAAAAAAAAUCAGUCUUUUUUCAUUAUGAGAGUAGAUACUUUUUGUUUGUUUUUGUGUGUGUGCGCAAAUCCUGGUUUUAGUUAAAACCUAGCAAAAGCCAAGAAAGGGACUCCUGCUCUAUUGAGAAAAGCUAAAAUAAAUUCUCUCUCUCAUACGUAGAGCUGUUCUAUAGGUGGAUUUAAUGCACCCAUGUUGUACAUUUGCUAAUGGCAUAACUUCAUUAAAUGUAUAGUGUUUCAGUACACGAGGCUACGUGUUUAACAGUCCACUGUGCUGUAUCUGAUAAAACCAGUUAAUUUUUAGGAAGCUGAUUUGAAUUUAAAAGUAGUUAUAGUAUCCCAGUGACAUACCACUGAAAAUUAGAGCAAGCCAAACCCUGCUUUUCCUGAUUCUGGAGCUUGUAUUUAUUGGCUGGGAAACGCAGUUUUGAGUAGCAUGCUGGCAAGUCAUUUAUGACUAUGGCAGAUAAAUGUCUCUAGGGGACUUUGGCAGCAGGGAUUUUAAAAUGUUUAAUAAGUAGCAACAGCUUGUGCGUGGUGGGACAAGAAGGAGAAUAUUGGAAUCAACCCUCUCACUGUUUCUUACACGAGCUUGAAUUUAACGGAGAGCCCAGUUGACUGUUAGCAGUGAAGAAAGGGAAGCUUGGCUAGAAAUGCCCACUACAGAGGGGACCAAGUGCUUUAAUAAGAAACUGCUGACAGAGUUACAUGGCAUGCUAAUGUAAUUUGUAUUCACAUAACCUCUGUGCUCUGGAAGUGUCCUUGAAAUUCAAGGGAACAAGGAGAUGAGAUGAGCAUCCUCUUCCCUGCCUGAAGCAGCCCCGUGGUAGCAAGGGGCCGUUCCUGCAGGCUGAGGCAUCACCCCGCUGGCCAGCCCUGGUCCCAAACAGGCAUCUCACACUGACACGUGCACAUAUCCUGACUCUAAGAGCUCUCACCGUGUCUCUCUGAGAACAUCUCGGUCCUGAUUUAUUUUUUUUCCCCCCAUCCGCUUCACUUUAUGCUGCCUGGUUCUGCAGAGAGAUAACCCGAGAUGUGCAAAUCCAUGCCAAGGCUGUUCCUUCACUCAGUGCCCUACCUGCAAUGCACCCCUGAGCCAGCCCACCACCGCUGGCAUCCUCCAACACAUCCCGAUAUUCCUCUGCAGGCUCCAGCCCCCAAAACAAGGCAUGUUGGGCACAUGCUCCUCGAGCAGCAAAGUUUUGGCAGCCCCGGUGCUAUCGCGGUUUCCCCGUAGAUGCCGGCUGCCAGCUCUGCCUGCCUUGCCUCUCUGUUCCCGGGUGCUUGCCUGGAGGGAGGUAUGGGAUGGAAAUUCCCCCAGCAGACUGCUCCUCCUUCAGUUCCCAAUCCUUCGGGCUGCACGGCCGUAAUUUCGGCAGCUGCAGAGCCCCAGGGCUGACCCACCUUGGGGCCACCCACCGGUACAGCCCUGAAUUCCUGGCGGUCCCUCCUGCUUGCAGCAAGGAUGACGUUGCUGCUGCUGUAACCAGCACUGUGUUCCCCACCACCCCUUGCAGCAUGCAACCUUUAGAGCUUUGGCAGGCGUGAAUCGCAGGCAGCUGGGCUGGAAAGGGCAUCGGGCUCCGGCAGAGCCAGCUGGGAGGAGCUGCAGAGCCUGGGCCAGCUCAAGUCCUUGGCAAAGGAGCGGUGGUUUUGGGCAGCCGCCUGCCAGGGAUGGUGGAAAGGCCGUGGCAUCACUGCCUGUGUCACUGGUAUCCAACUCUUGGCAAGCCUCGGUUGUCCUGAGGAUGCUCUGGUGGGGACUGGGGCAGUGUUAGCCAAGCCAGCAGCUGCCACCUACUUGGAGGAGGCAGCAUCACCUUUCCAGGGCUCCCCAGUUCCCCCUCCCUGGGGUACACCACGAACAGAUCCCCCCCUACCAGCUCCUCAACCAGGUGGACCAAAAAAAGAUAAAUAAAAUAUGGGAAGCUGGGAGGAAAGGCGUAAACACAUGUUGAAGACCUGUGGCAUGGAGAGAGCUCGGCGUGCAUCCCAUCAUCCAGGUAGCUCCGGCGAGAAGCGACGCUUCCAUCCCCAUCCCCAUCCGCGUGUUGCAGGAGGAGCAGAGCAAGAGCAAGCCACGCAGCCACGGAAAGAGACUCGAGCGUGAAACAUUCCUGCUGGAACCCUGCCAGCCUGAGACGGCACCUCUACAGCCUUACAGACCCUUCAGGUUAUUACACGAGCUGGUGACUUGGAGGAGCUCUCCCAGUUUUCAAGAGUCUCACGGUCCCUGGAGCCGGGAGCCGUCCUGCUCCGCACCACGGGGUGCACCUCUCUGCAUCCUCCAGCACCCGUAGGGUGCGACUGCCCACCAGCAACAUGAAGGUCUUCUCCUGGACCUGCGUCCUGUGCAGAAACUGUGGACAAUAUCUCAAAAAUAAAAGGAAAAAAUAUAUAUAUGUAAGGGUAUAUACAUAUAUAUCUGUGAUGCUCAUUUCCUUAUCGAAGCCUUUAACCAAAAAAAAAGGGAUGGCCAUCCGGUGAUGGAUACAAACCUGCCUGAAGAUGUCUGCUAUGUUUUCUGGACAUGGUUCUGGGCCCCCUGCUCCUAGUGGCCCUGUUUGAGCAGGGAGGUUGGACCAGAUGACCUCCAGAGGUCCCCUCCAACCUCAACCCUCCUGUGAUUCUGUGAUUCUGUUCCUGAAACUUCAGCCUCUGUGAAAGCUUCACCCCUUCCACUUGACUUGGGUGGUGAAACUGGAAACAAACAUUUUCAGCCUUGAACCCCUGCAUUUCCCUGUCCAUUAAUGGAAAGUCCUUUUUCUAGGGGACCCUGUUGUGUUUUCCCAUGGAAUUUAAGGGAUGAGGCUGAUGGCACAAAGAGGGCUGAGCCAUGCCCUGCCAAGCAAGGGGCUGCUCUCAGCUGUUCCCCAAGCAUUUCCACUCAACUCCUGGCCCCGUAGCCAUUUCCCAGCACUUGUGCAACCCUGAUUGUCUCCCUGCAGGACCACAUGGUGGCUCCCCAACCCUUCAUGCUUUGCCUGUGGGCAGCGGGACAGCAGUUCCUCAUUUCUGGAAGGCUGGGAGGUCCUGGGCACCACUCCCACCACGCUAACCCCGUUUAUCCCACCUCUGGAUGUGCUUCUGGAAGCCAGUCAAGUGUGUGACCAUGGCUGUGGAGAGUGUCACCAUGGCCUUGGGCACAUUCAUGGCUCAACUUCGAGAUCUUCUGGAUUCCCCAAAGCGCAUCCCUUCAAAAUGCAAAGGAUUGGAUUAAAUUCCCUUGAACUCCUGGGCUUGUCUCCAGCUGGAAGGGUUGGGUGAAGGGUUAGGACCAAGCUCAGUUUGGAGGAGAAACUCCAGCAUCCCUGACCGCUGGAUCCCAGUGUGAGCUGUGGGUGAGGAGACAGCUUCAGCCCUCCAUAAAUGCUGCUGGGACCAAAACAUCCUUCAUUUGAAGAAACCCAGACACAAGCUGGUGCCAUGGGGGCUCCGCAUCUCAGGAUCAUCCCGCGUGCUCAGCCUGAGUGAAGAGGACCAAAACUAAUUUGGCAUCACGAGAAAUGCCCCAGUGUUUGUUACCUCCGAGCUCUUAAUUAUUUUUUUUUUAUCCCUUUCUGCUGAAAAUUGGAGCUCGGAAAAAUCAUUGAGCGGCAGUGACCGGAGGGAACCACGCAGCUCAUCAUAUCUGUGUCGGCACGGCUAUUGAUCAGAGCCACGACGAAUCGGAACGAUACCAGGCGAGAGCUGAUGAGACAAAGGUUGUUCAGAGCCCGGUGCUUGGUUCGGGUCUGAAAACCACGGAUGAUUGGGAGCCGGCUCCGAGCCCCCAUCUGGCUGCACGUUAGGAGCAGUGAGGGAUUUCUGUAAUAUAUCUGUAGUUGCUUUAUUGAGCGUAGGGAACCGGGUGAGAUUCUGCUCAGUCUAUUAUACGGGGAGUGUAACCAGAAUAAAUCAAAAUUGUUUAAAAAAAAAUAUCCACA
This is a messenger RNA of Anas platyrhynchos (mallard), 13792 nucleotides long. Lineage: Eukaryota; Metazoa; Chordata; Aves; Anseriformes; Anatidae. The record is from RefSeq and is a predicted model, not a curated record.